AUGUUUAACGUCCAGGGUCGGAAAUAUGUCCCCACGCGCUCCUCGGUCACUGACAACUCUUCGCUAACCGUACAGGCUGUUCACAUCAACAAGUCCCCGAAGAAGCUCUACGAGGCACCGGAGGCGACGUGGCCGCCACUGGUUGAUAAUAUGCGGAUCUCCAAGGGUAACAAGGGUGCGGCGGUGGUGAGGGCUGUGCGCCGGCAUCCGUCACCUCAGCCGGCCAGUCUGGAGAGCCUGGAGGCGGCGUGGAGCGACAGAGUGCAACGGGAGGUGAAAUCACCAGGGAGUUUACCGGUCCCCGAGAGACUGAACGGUGACGGAGAAGCUUGUGUGAGCGGACAUGGAGGGGGGCCACCGAGGAGCAGGAAGAAGGGGUUCAAACCCCCGGACGUCCGGACCAUUUUCUCCCCCGAGGAGAGAGACCCGAGGGUAAAGCAGGAGUCCGGGGAGGGGCACAGCUUCGAGGACACAGAGGAGGACACCUGGUGUGAUGUGUGCUGCGAGUACAUCUUCCAGCCUGGUCUCACCUGUGCAGGUUGUAAAUACACAUGUCACACAACGUGUCGAGACCGAGUGUCACUGGACUGUCAACCUGCUGCUUCACCUGUCAAUCAAGACCAGAUCAACAACAGCAACACACAUGAUGUGGAAAAGGAGAGAGAGUUACGCACAGAGUUUAGCAGAGAGGAAAUCAGGCACAAGAUUGAACAUUACAACUGUCUGACCAAAGACCAUCUAAAAAUGACACUGGCUCAGUCAGGCGUGUACACUGGGUUCAUUAAAGUGCAGAUGGACCUGCGGAGGCCGGUGACAGUGCACGGUGGACAGAGAGGAGGAACUGUGCAGAAGGAAGCUUUUUAUCUGCCACGAGGCGUCAGCAACACACUGCACAUCAGCUCUAAUAACACAGUCAGAGAGGUGAUUGUUGCCUUGCUGAACAAGUUCACUGUCGCAGACAACCCAGCGAAAUAUGCUCUGUACAAACGCUACCGCAGGGAGGAGCAGGCGUAUGUGUGUAAACUGGCAGAUGGCGAGCAGCCGUUGUUUCUUCGUCUCGUAUCAGGACCUGACGCUGACACGCUCAGCUUUGUUCUGAGGGAACAACAGACCGGAGAAGUCAUCAUGUGGGACGCCUUCUCCAUCCCUGAGCUGCGGAACUUCCUGCGGAUCCUUGACAAGGAGGAGGAGGAGCAAAGGGAGGCCAUUAUUUGCCGCUACAACAGUUACCGCCACAGACUGCAGGAUGCACUGUGGGGAGUAUGAGCGUCUUCUUAGAGGAUUUAACCUCUGACCUACAUGUGUGAGGAUAGAAUGUGAGCACAGAUUGAUGCAGACAAAUGAACACAUAUGUGCUCAUCGAGAUUCAUUCAUUCUCUCAUCCAUCAUCCUGCUCUUCUUCCUCUCUCACUCUCUCACUUAAAUGAUCUUCUUCUUUGUUUGUUUUUUUCAAUUUAAUUAAGAGUUUUAUUUAUUGACUUUUUUAUUUAUAUGGGUGAAGUUUUUAUUGUUUUCUUUUAAAAAUUAGUCUUUUUUGACUCAGAUAAUCAUUUAUUCACAUCAUUUAAUAAUGGAUGUAAAUAUGAAUCAUAGAAAUCAUUCAUGUGCUUUCAUUCAAGCUACAAUUUUUGUUUUUAUUCCAAAAGACCAUUAGCAGUGUGAACGUCCUCAUUAUCUGUGUUUGUCUUCAUCUCUACAGCUUCAGACAGACACAAUAAGACGUGUGAGGACAAAGACAUUUAAACAUCUAAGAAAAGUAAAGAAGACAAAGACAGAGACAUUUAACACUUCAAAAAAAAGUAACAAGGACAAAGACAGAGACAUUUAACACUUCAAAAAAAGUAACAAGGACAAAGACAGAGACAUUUAACACUUCAAAGAAAAGUAACGAGGACAAAGACAGAGAAAUUUAAACAUCUAAGAAGAGGACAGACAUUCAAACACAACAAAUAAAAGUAAGAUGAGGACAAAGACAGAGACGUUUAAACAUCUAAGAAGAGGACAGACAUUCAAACACAUCAAAUAAAAGUAAGAUGAGGACAAAGACAGACAUUCAAAGACAUCAAAUAAAAGUAAAGAGGACAAAGACAGAAGUACUUAAACACAUCAAAGGAAAGUAAGAAGAGGACAAAGAGACACCUGGUCAGACAUGAUGAUGACGACGAUGAUGAAGGUUUCUGGACGUUGACUGAGAGUUUGAGAGGACGUUUAAAACAGAGGAAGAGGAGUUUUUUUCAUUGACUGUAACCAUGACAACAACAUGACUGACAGAGAUUUUUAUGAAGCUGCUUUAAAUAUAUACAUGGAUUUUUUUCUAAAGACCAAAGACAAUCAUUUUCACUGAUCAAUCACAGAUCAAUAUUUCAUCAAUGAUACGAAUCUGAUGUAAAAAAAAAAAAAGACGUCCCGCUGUACCAUUGUGCCACCCAGUGGACAAACACUGAAACUACUCUAUUUAAUAAUUAUCUUACAGAGUUUAUUUCUCAUUUUGUUGUUCGUUUGUUUUGCUGUAACCAAAGAAAAAGGGUUUUUAAUCCGAUUUUAUUAUUAUUAUUAUUAAACACUGGGUUUAAUCUGUGGAGGCAAAAAAAGGCCACAUUAAACAUUUAAAGGUUCAAUCUGCUGAUGUGUGAAGAUUUGUUCAGUUGCAUUAUGGGCAUUUUUUUGGGAUUGAUUCAGUUCCUUUAACCUUUACAUUAGGGUCAUGGGGCGGAGCCAAUCCCAGCUGACAUAGGGCGAAAGGUGGGGUUUAAAUUGAACUUCCUUUAAUUCCAGUAUGUUUUAUUUUCUUGUAAAAACUUUAUAAACGUUAAGCUUUUUGGCCUCUUUUUGCUUCCGUACAGUAAAUGAAAAUUGAUACAAAUGUCACCAUAAAAACUGUUGAUGCAUCUUAAAGCCAUGAUGAUGUUGUUGUUUAUGUAAACGCAUCACACCUGAUAAGUUGUGUCACUUAUUUUUAUUAUGAAUACUUUCUUCCUUUUUUUAGGCACUUUAACUCUGAAUUCAGGGAUUUAUUCAGAUGAAUUUCCAAACUGUGGCCAUGAAACAUUAUUUUAACAUUUUCAUCUUUAUAUAAAAGAUCAACUCUGUUUUCUACUUAAUCUUAUGGAAAUACAGUUUAACAGAAGUUACCUGAAAAACUUCUGUGUGAUUUUUAUUUUCCUGUUUUUCUGACUGUGAAACUCGUUGUGUGUUUAAACGUCUUCACAUUUAUUAUUUUUAUUAUUAUUAUUAUUAUUAUUAUUAUAAUAUAUUAUUACAUGUGCAGCAGCAGGCUCUUUAAUAUAAAUCUGUUUUCUCCACAUUUGAACACGAUGAUUAGAAAUUAUUGAAAGUCCCAGAUUAUCCACUGUGUUUUCAGAUUAUGUUCCUGAUAAUUUCACAUAAUCUGAUUUUUGACAAAAGUUAAAUCUGUGUGUGUUUACUCGUGCUGUUGUACUUUAGACAAACAUGAUCAUGUGACGUGAACCUGGCGAGUUCACGUCACAUGAUCACACGAUACACACAUACUUAACAUAGAUGAGGAUUAGAAUUCACUGAUCUCAUGAUUCUGCAUUAAAGUCUGAACUUUGUCUUCAGUUUUUUUUAACAGCAGCAGAAAAACUGAAGAUUUUUAAUGUACUGAAAUUUGAUUAAAAUUAAAAUCAAAUAUUCCUUUUUC
Molecule: messenger RNA, 3661 nt
Organism: Solea senegalensis (Senegalese sole)
Lineage: Eukaryota; Metazoa; Chordata; Actinopteri; Pleuronectiformes; Soleidae
Gene: rassf3
Product: Ras association domain family member 3
Exons: 7
Coding region: 1-1266 (421 amino acids)
Biological process (GO): signal transduction
Cellular component (GO): cytoplasm
Source: RefSeq, a predicted model, not a curated record